AUGAAAAAAAGUUUGGCUGAAGAUCAGUUAGCACUCUUUGUUUCAUUUUGUGCUUUGAGAUAUGCUGUUGAACAUGUUGAUACUAAGCCUAUACAUGAUUUUCAAUUUACUUUUCGUAUUUAUUUUAAUAUGGAUUUGGAUGGAAGUAAAAGGGAAUGUAAUACUUGUGGUAAUAUUGUUCACCUAAUUGAAAGAGUAACACUAAUUGGACGUAUAUGGCAUAGAGCAUGUUUAAAAUGCUCUUUGUGUGGUCGACAACUUUAUAGGGGUGCUUUCUAUUUACUUCAUUUUUCCGAUGCCUCAAUACGUAUGGAAUGUGUGGAACAUGGAGCUAAUACUAUUUUGUUUGGGGACCCUAAACACAGACUAGCAUUACCACCACCCUUACCUCCUCCAAUCACUUCUUCACGUUUAUCAUUUAUUGGAUCAGAAAAUAUGUUAAAUAAAAGAGCCUCAUCACUACUUUCUUUGUCUUCGCCUCCUCCCCGCCCUCCACCUCCACGUCUACCAAGCAUCGAUGCAGUCAAAAAACAUACAAAAUCAAACAUAUCAGAAGAAAAAGAUUUGAAGGAUUCUUCUACUUCAAAAGAGGAAGAAGAAAGCAUUGAAAGCAAAAUUGCUUUAGCUGCGGCUGCGUGUCAUGAUGCCCCAAUUCCCAAACCUCGUGUAUCGUUGCAACAAGCUUGUAAUAAACAACAACAACAAAAAAAUGGGGAAAAGACUUGGGAGAUAUUGGAAUACCCUUCAGAAUUAAAUCCUUUUGGUUCUGAUGAUGAUGAAGAGGAUGAAGCAGACGAAGAAAAAGAAGAAGACAAUUCUCUUAAGGAGUCCAAGGAAUCUCAAAAGGAAAAUUGUGAUAAAAAUGGUAAAGAGACAGAGAAAAGGCCAGUUUCUGUUAUUAAUCCAUUUGAUGAUACUGAUGAAGAAGAGGAUUUAAAGGAAGAUGAGGAAAUGAAUGAAUCUUUAUCUUGUUCACCUUUGCCCAAAAUUGAAGAAGUCAAAGAACAAGAAGAAAAUCUUCAAUCACCUACUAAUCCUUUCGAUAAAAGCGAUGAUAAAACUGAGGGGGAAGAAGAAAAGUGCCCUCCAAAAGUUAAACAACGCCAACAGCAACAAAAUAUUCAUUCACCUCCCCCACCUCCCCUUCCACCUUCUUUUACACCUCAAAAUCGCCCUACAAGUGAAAUUAUUUCUUCUACAAGUUGUGCAUUCCAAUCAAAUAAUAAUCAGAAUAUUCCUCAAAAAUCGCCAAACAAUUUAUUCGAGAAACCAAAAUGUUUUCAGUACAUUCCCCCUCUUGGACCGAUGCCAUAUAGAACUUGUGUUGAAGUUAAGCAUUUUUCUGAUAAAAUUGAGGACGAAAAAUCUUCGUCUUCAGAUCAUUCACUUUUGCACGAAUUAGACACAAAAUUGAGGAGGUUACAUGCACAACUUGAUCAUUUAGAAAUUACUGGGGAAAGAUUGGAAGGGCAAAUUAUUAGAGAAUUAAAUAAAGAGGAUUGCCAAAUCUGGAGAAAAAGUGGAAAAAGGUUGGCUAGUGAAUAUGCCAAAAUUGUCGAGCAAAGAUGUGCUGCUUUGGCAAUGGAGGCUAUUUUGGUUAGAAGGUGA
Meloidogyne enterolobii is the source of this 1608-nucleotide messenger RNA. NCBI's taxonomy places the organism in Eukaryota, Metazoa, Nematoda, Chromadorea, Rhabditida, Meloidogynidae. The record is from the annotation of a GenBank genome assembly.